This is a messenger RNA of Nannospalax galili (Upper Galilee mountains blind mole rat), 3246 nucleotides long. RefSeq names its product chromatin assembly factor 1 subunit A (gene Chaf1a). The coding region runs from base 61 to 2970 and encodes 969 amino acids. NCBI's taxonomy places the organism in Eukaryota, Metazoa, Chordata, Mammalia, Rodentia, Spalacidae. The transcript is spliced from 15 exons. Gene Ontology annotation, biological process: nucleosome assembly. Gene Ontology annotation, cellular component: nucleus; CAF-1 complex. The record is from RefSeq and is a predicted model, not a curated record.
GCGGUUCUCGCGAGGACGCUCGGAGCGCUCCGCUCUUUCCCGAGGCGGACUGCUCACGUGAUGAGUUCUGGUCCAAUCGGCGAGUGGACCGCGGGGGUCGCCGUGGUUCCCGCCAAAUACGAGCGCUGCGGCCGCGGCGGCAGCAGCAGCGGCGCGAGCGGGAGGCCGAGAGCGCAGCGCGGCCUGACGGGAGUUCGAGCCGCCGCCGCCGCCAUGCUGGACGAGCCCGAGGCCGCGGCGCCGCGGGCCGCAGCUGUGGACUGCAGAGACAGGCGGGCCUUUGCUGGAAAGAAGUUGAUACAAGCCCGCCUGCCCUUCAAGCGCCUGAACGGCCCCAAGGAGAAAGCUGAGGACAGGCAGCCACCCUAUACUUCCUUGGAAGACAAAGUCCCUGGUUUAGAACCCUCUUUGGACAAUUUGGAGCACACCUGUCACACGGCUUCCAAUCUGGGCUUGAGUCCAAAGCUGGUGAAUGGCCGAGGCCCAAUGGACAGCUUCCUGGGCAGCAGGAUGAAGGCAGGCCAGGGUGUGGUCAUCAUCGACCUGACUGAAGACUCCAGUGACCUUCCUGAUAGCCCUGCCACCUUGCUGGCCCAGGCUACCAUCAAUGGAGUCAGCUUGGGACCCACAGAGCAGCAGGGGCCAGCCUGGGUGAAGGACUCCAGUGAGGAGCUGGCGUGCCCCCCAGAGACACUGCCAGAUAUUGCAUGUCCUACGGAGGACAAGCCCCAUGGCCUGGGAGGCCCAGGGAGGCCCAGUGGCUGCAAGGCAGGCUCCCCACAGAGCUGUCCUGAACCCACCACUGGCCCAAGGCUGUGCCCUCAAACCAAUGAGGAUGGCUGGAGUGAGGCGGGGGGCAUCCUGUUCAAGGAGAAAGUGCCUGUGGUGCUCCUGCAGGACGUCCUGGCCUCCAAGCUGCCCCACACCCCCUCUCCUCCUUCAAUGCCCCUGGACAAGAGCACCACCUCGGAGAGCGAGCUGUUGGAAUCCUGUCCUGAGGAUGACUCCAUGGCCAGCCAGUCCAGUCUUAGCUCGGCCUCUUCCAGCAGCUCACCUGAGGUGCCGGCAGCUGCCCCCCCACAGCACCACCAGAGCAGCCCCCCUUGCACACCCAUCUGCAAAAUACCCAAGAGGCCAGUGAAGAGCUCCACGGAAAAGAGCAAGACAAAACUGCAAAGAGACCGGGAGCAGCUGAGGGAGGAGAAGGAGAAGCUGAGGGAGGAGGCGCGACGGGCCAGGGAGGAGGCACGUAGGAAGAAGGAGGAGGAGAAGGAGCUGAAGGAGAAGGAGCGGCGGGAGAAGCGGGAGAAGGAGGAGAAGGAAAAAGCUGAGAAGCAGAGGCUCAAGGAGGAGCGGCGCAAGGAGAGGCAGGAAGCCCUCGAGGCUAAGCUAGAGGAGAAGAGGAAGAAGGAGGAGGAAAAGCGGCUACGGGAAGAGGAGAAGCGCAUUAAGGCAGAGAAGGCCGAAAUAACCAGAUUCUUCCAGAAACCAAAGACUCCGCAGGCUCCCAAGACCCUGGCUGGCUCGUGUGGCAAGUUUGCUCCCUUUGAAAUUAAGGAGCACAUGGUGUUGGCCCCGCGGUGCCGCGCUACCCUGGACCAGGACCUGUGCACACAGCUGGACCAGCUCUUGCAGCAGCAGGGUGGGAAUGUAUCUUUCCUCAGCGACCUCAAGGCCAGGCGGCCACUCACAUCUGGACCUACUCGUAGUCGCAGCUGUGACACAGGCAUCAUCAACAGGGAUGUGUUGAUCUUGGACAGCAGCGAGGUUGAUGGUGUGCCUGAGAGGAGGAAGUUUGGCCGCAUGAAGCUCCUGCAGUUCUCAGAGAACCACCGACCAGCAUACUGGGGCACAUGGAAUAAAAAAACAGCAGUCAUCCGGGCUAGAGACCCCUGGGCCCAGGACAAGAACUUUCUGGACUAUGAGGUGGACAGUGACGAGGAGUGGGAAGAGGAGGAACCUGGGGAGUCCCUGUCUCACAGUGAGGGGGAUGAAGAUGAUGAUGUAGGGGAGGACGAGGAUGAGGAUGACGGCUUUUUUGUCCCUCACGGGUACCUGUCUGAGGACGAGGGUGUGAUUGAGGAGUGCACAGACCCCGAGAACCAGAAGGUACGGCAGAAGCUGAAAGCUGAGGAGUGGGACGAGCUGCUGGCCAAGGGCAAGCGCUUCCGCGUGCUGCAGCCUGUGCAGGUCGGCUGCGUGUGGGCGGCUGAGGCAGCCAGCGCAGGUGCUGACCUCAGGCUGCUGCAGCAGUUUAGCGCCUGCCUGCUGGACACCACGCCACCCGAUGAGGAGACGGUGCCCAAGGCCUCCAGGCGGGAGAAGAGGGACCAGCAGAUCCUGGCUCAGCUGCUGCCGCUGCUGCAUGGCAAUGUGAACGGGAGCAAGGUGAUCAUCCGAGAGUUCCAGGAGCACUACCGCCGCGGGCUGCUGAACCCACAGGAGCCUACUGGCCCCCCAAGCCCCUUGUCCAGCCCGCAGUCUCCCGAGGCCGCAGUGCCAUCCAAGGCCAGGCUCAAACGCCUCAUCUCUGAGAACUCUGCCUAUGAGAAGCGGCCCGACUUCCGCAUGUGCUGGUAUGUGCACCCCCAGGUGCUCAGGAGCUUCGGCCAGGAGUGCCUGCCUGUGCCCUGCCAGUGGACCUACGUCACCACUACGCCUGUGCUCCGGGAGGAUAGUGGCGUUCCUGCUGCGGGGUCUAGCCAGGGCACACCCGUACUAAAGCGCAAGCCCGGCGGCUCCAUGUGCAUCACACAGUUCAUGAAGAAGCGCCGACAUGACGGACAGGCUGUCACUGAAGAUGUGGAUGGUUUCCAGGCAGACACGGAAGAGGAGGACGACGACGAUGACUGUAUGAUUGUGGAUGGACCAGACGUUGGGGAUGUCCUCGAACCCUGCGGAGCCACAGGUGUGGUGAGGAUGGGUGUCGGUGACAGCUCACAGCCCACCAGCCUGCUGGGAACCUCCUGAGCAUCAACUGCCAUUUCCCGUGUAAAGAGCACUUUGUCCACUUCACAGGCCCUGGGUCUGGGUUAGAGAGGACACCCUGAGUCCUUCCUGGGGAAAGCUCCGCACAGCUGUGUGCUCAUCCCCUUAAUAAGGCAUUAUCCACACCUGACUGACAGACCUGCUCCACCUCAGUCAGGAGCAGUUGCUGGGGUCAAACUCUUGUUAAUGAAUUAAAGUUCUACAGAUGCCCACGGCCGUGCGGUGGGCCCUGGACAAAUGUGAGCAUGUAUAAACCUA